Messenger RNA from Piliocolobus tephrosceles (Ugandan red Colobus), 4354 nucleotides. It is a transcript of the gene CRYBG2, whose product is annotated as crystallin beta-gamma domain containing 2. The transcript is spliced from 21 exons. NCBI's taxonomy places the organism in Eukaryota, Metazoa, Chordata, Mammalia, Primates, Cercopithecidae. The record is from RefSeq and is a predicted model, not a curated record. Bases 838 to 4251 code for a protein of 1137 amino acids.
UGGAGCUGCUCUGACCUAGCCCAGGUUACCACCAGCAAUGUCAGCCUCAAGGCCCAAGCCCAGAGCUGCUCAGAAUGGGACAUUCAUGUAAGAGGCCAUGGUGAUUUCUGGAUUUGGAAGCAACAAGGAAUCUCGGGGGGUCCUGCUCAGUGCCUCGGGCACCUGCAGAGGCCAGCGGUAGGCAGCGCCUUCGACCUGGCCAGCCAUGCCUCCGUGGGGCCUGAGAACCUGGCCUUGGAAGUGGCCUCAGGAGAACCUACUCGUGCCAGGCACCCCACAUACCCAGAGCCUGCCCCUGCACAUGGGGAGCAGGGACCCUCAGGCUGCACCUGUCAGCAGUCUCCACCAGAGGUCCCUCUGAGGCCUGAGCCACCCAGCAACCUGGAAGACGCACCCCUGCUGCCCCACCCUACAUCCUUCCUCAGGCCAGAGGGGACAAAGGGCGAGCCUGCCACCCCAGGGACUGCCUUGCCAGAGCCUGCCCAGACCCUACACACGCGUCCCUCUUCUAGGAGGACCCGCUACUACAUCACUGUCACACUGCUGGGGCACAGGCAAGCACCUGGGGAGGAGGGUAAAGAACCGGCCCAACCAGCUCCACACCCCUGUGGCCCUGAGGAAUCCGAGGGCUGGUGGGAGCCUCCCCAUGGGCCCCGCCCCAUCACGGGGUGCCAGUCGGCCCCGCUCCAGGAACCCCAGCUGAGAGCCCAGUCUCAUCAGGGGAGCACGGCCCAGCAGCAGGAGCUCCAGGCUGGCGGGACACCUGGGUCCCCACACAGACUGGAGCUGGACCACAGUGGGACAAGGACGCCUCCAGACAGGUUGCCAGGGCCCCACAUGGAGGAGGCAGGUGGGCCCAUGGCCCGGGCCAAGGCCCGAGUGGUAAGUGCCACACUGACAUGGCGGCAGCGGCCCCCUGCCCAGGAAGAGAUCAAACAUGGUUUUCACAAGGUGUCCCUGGUGUCAGGGGCCCAGAUGGAAGCCCCGCAGAAGGAGAUGUUUGAGUUCAGCCGUCGAGAGGAAGUCAAUGGCUUUGCAACACAGGAAGAAGAGACCGUGAAUUGCCAGGGCCCUCGGGAUACAGCUGGCUCCAAGAACUUCCAGAGCCAUGGACCCAUCUUUUCCAAGAAGUUCACACCACCUCCCAAGGAGAAAAGGCCUGAGCAGAGGCUGAAGGAGGCUGUGGACCAGAGUGAUGGCAGCCGCCAAGAUCCCAGGACUGAGCCCCCACGUGUGGGAGCUAUGGCCAGGACUGAGCUUUUGGUUCCCCUGCCUGGGCCCCGAGAGCCAAGUCCCCACCCAGGUGUAGGUCUCACCAGUGGGAGCUCCCGGAGCCUCGAGGAACACCGAGUGACACGCACCGUGCGGACCACCACGGUGGUGAGAGGUCAUGUGGACCGGCGGGUGAGCAGCUCUGUGACUGUGAGGCCGAUGUCCUCAGGCGAGGCCCUGCCACGGGGCCGUCAGGUCGCCCGCAUGGUGCAGCCAGUGGUAGUGGGCUCCCCACCAGGCUCGCCCAGCCGCAGCCAAGCUGUGAAAGUGCUAAGUAACCUCGUACCUGCUGGGCACAGCCCCUCUGCUAGCCACCUGCCCAGGCCCACAGCUGGAGUGCCGAGAAGCACAGGUCUGGGCAGCACAGUGGGGGCAGCCUUGAGGCAGCUGCCUGAGACCGGGACAGCAGAGCUUAAAGACAGCUCUGCCCUGGUCUCUACAGGCAUCCCAGCCAGUGCUCACCUGCCUAAGAAUCAGGAUGUCCCUGCAGCCUGUCCAGAUCGAGACCAGGGCAGAGCCCUGGAUGCCAGAGCCUGUGAGCUCUGGCAGGUGCUAGGAGCUCCCAGUUCCACUGAACUCCCUCUCCAGACUUCUCAGGGUCAAGCAUCAGUCCCCUCCUCUCCCAGACUCCAGACCCAUGUCCCCUCUCCAAGCCUAGCCCACCCUGCAAAGCAGCCUGUGGUGCCCACUCACGCCAGGGCCCAGCUCACUCCCCUUGUUCUGCCCCCUAUAAAAAGGGAAGGGCUUGUGGACCCCCCUGCUGCCACCGUCCUGCCCAUGGUGAGGAGGGAGCAUGUGACAGUCCCUGAACAACCUCCUGCUCCAUCCUCUAUAAGAAGGAAGGAUGUCCCCAGCCCAGGAGGUCUUUCUGCUCCAUCGUCCCCAAGGAAUAAGUUUGUUCAGAACAGCCCAGCCUUAAAGACCCAGGGCAAGCCGAACACCAGGCCUGGAAAGGUGAUCUUCUUCUCGGAGUCUGGCUGCCAAGGCAGUGGCAGAGAGGUCUGGGGAGACAUUGUUGAUGCCUCAGGCUGGGCCCCCGUAGCCUCCAUAAGGGUAGUUCGAGGCUGCUGGGUGCUGUACGAAGAGCCAGAGUUCCGGGGUCAGAAGCUGGUCCUGCCUGAAGGAGACAUGGAACUCAGAACCCCAGGGACAAAGUGGAGUCCCCAAGGCAUCGGCUCCCUAAGAAGGGUUGUCUGGGACUACAGCACCCCGGAAAUCAGCCUCUUCUCUGAGGAGGGCCUCAGGGGGGAGCAAGUGAAGCUAAGAGAGGCCUUGAAGAAUUCCCAGGGUCUGGAGAAGCCCCUGCAGGUGGCAUCUGCCACUGUCUCUGCAGGACUGUGGCUACUGUACCCCAAACCAUUAUUUGAAGACACUCCCUACAUCCUGGAACCUGGAGAGUACCCCACCUCAGAGGCCUGGGGCACAUCGGACCCCAGCGUGGGCUCCCUGAAGCCCAUGAGAUUGGGCUGCCCAAGUGUGGAGAAGCCAGGGGAGCCGAGGGCUGUGGUGUAUGAGGCCCCCGGCUUUCAGGGCCGCAGCUGGGAAGUGAGCCGAGACAUCUACAACCUUCAGCAGCCAGAGGACAGCCAGAGCCCCCACCUGGCCUCUGUGGGGUCCCUGAGAGUUCUCGGGGGCUGCUGGGUGGGCUACGAGAAGGAGGGCUUCCGGGGCCACCAGUAUCUGCUGGAGGAGGGGGAAUACCCAGACUGGUCACACUGGGGAGGCUAUGACGAGUUGCUGACCUCCCUCCGCGUCAUCCGGACGGACUUUGGGGACCCGGCCAUCGUGCUAUUUGAGGCCAUGGACUUCGAGGGGCAUGGCGUGGAGGUGAGCAGGGCAUUGCCGGAUGUGGAGCUGGUGCAACACGGCCCCAGCACACAGGCCAUCCACGUGCUCAGCGGCGUGUGGGUGGCCUACCAGGAGGUGGGCUUCUCCGGGGAACAGUACGUGCUGGAGAAGGGCGUGUACCGUAACUGCGAGGACUGGGGCGCGGGCAACAGCGCCCUCGCUUCGCUACAGCCGGUCCUACAGGUCGGGGAGCACGAUCUGCACUUCGUCUCAAAGAUUCAGCUUUUCUCCCGCCCCGACUUUCUGGGCGACCACUUCUCCUUCGAAGAUGACCAGGCCGCUCUGCCCGCCUCCUUCCGACCUCAGUCCUGCAGAGUCCACGGCGGCAGCUGGAUCCUGUUUGAUGAGAAGAACUUCGAGGGUGGCCAGCACAUUCUCUCUGAGGGCGAGUUCCCCACUCUCACGGCCAUGGGCUGCCUAGCCUCUACGGUCCUGGGCUCUCUCCAGAAGGUAUCCCUGCACUUUUCAGAGCCUUCAAUUUUCCUGUAUGGACUCCAGUGCUUCGAGGGGAAGGAGAUCGAGCUCAGCAGGGAGGUGCGGAGCCUGCAAGCCGAGGGCUUCAACAACCACGUGUUGUCCGUGCGGAUCAAGGGGGGCGUUUGGGUGCUAUGUGAACACAGUGACUUCCGGGGCCGCCAGUGGCUGGUGGGAAGCUGCGAGAUCACCAACUGGCUGACCUACAGCGGCACCCAGAGGGUGGGCUCCCUCUACCCCAUCAAGCAGCGCCGGGUUUAUUUCCGCCUCUGGAAUGCAGCACUGGGGGGAUUCCUGGCAGUGCCGGACCAUGUGGAGGACAUGAAGGCAGGCCGUGUGGUGGUCUCUGACCCCCGAGCGGGAGGUAGCUGCAUCUGGUACUACGAGGAUGGGCUGCUGAAGAACCAGAUGGCCCCCACCAUGAGCCUGCAGGUAAUUGGACCCCCUAGUCCAGGCUCCAAGGUGGUGCUGUGGGCCGAGAGCCGCCUGCCGCGCCAGACGUGGAGCAUCAGUGAAUCCGGCCACAUCUGCAGCCAGAUGUUCGAAGGCCAGAUCCUGGAUGUGAAGGGAGGCCGGGGCUACGACCGGGACCACGUGGUGCUAUGGGAGCCGGAUGAGGACAGGGCAUCCCAGAUCUGGACCAUCCAUGUGCUUUGAACCUUUUCAUCUCACCCUCCAGCCCUGGAGGCUUUUGCUGGGAUGAAUGUAUUUAUAGAGUUUUUGUUGUAACAUAAGCUGUUUUCUAAUAUGCUGCCAGGUA